Messenger RNA from Populus nigra (black poplar), 491 nucleotides. RefSeq names its product small ribosomal subunit protein bTHXm-like. The transcript has a single exon. The coding region runs from base 45 to 329 and encodes 94 amino acids. Gene Ontology annotation, biological process: plastid translation. Gene Ontology annotation, cellular component: ribosome; plastid. Lineage: Eukaryota; Viridiplantae; Streptophyta; Magnoliopsida; Malpighiales; Salicaceae. The record is from RefSeq and is a predicted model, not a curated record.
ACUUCACUUCACAGAAGAAGGGGAUAAUCACUAAUCAGUGAGAAAUGGCGACGGUGAUGCAGUGGUGCGGCGCAGUAGCGAGGAGGGGGAUGGUGGGUCAGAGAUCAGCGUUAUUCUCAACAUCAUCAGAAACAUCAGUAUCAAGCGGUGCAGCAGCGAUGGCGCCAAACCUUUGUGGAAGAGGGGACAAGAAAACGAAGAGAGGGAAAAGAUUUAAAGGAACGUAUGGAAACGCGAGGCCAAAGAAGGAGAAGAAGAUUGAAAGAAUUAAAGAUAAAGUUGAGGUGCCCAGGUCCACCCCUUGGCCUCUCCCUUUCAAGCUCAUUUAAUAAAAAUUAUAUAAAUUGUUAUUUCUAGCAGCUGCCCCCCUUUUCUUUUCAGGAUUUGAGGUAGUUAGCAUCGUGUACAUUGGAUGUGGGCUUUUGAUGAAAUUGUGUUUUGUAGUGUUUUUUCCAGAAAAAAAAAUAUGUUUCUUUUGAGUUCGGUUCAAA